Messenger RNA from Schistosoma guineensis, 5226 nucleotides. NCBI's taxonomy places the organism in Eukaryota, Metazoa, Platyhelminthes, Trematoda, Strigeidida, Schistosomatidae. The record is from the annotation of a GenBank genome assembly.
AUGACUACGGCUCAUUGCCAUUUCGCUGCAGCUAAAUGUUUUAUAACGGUUUGUGUGUGGGAGGCAAACGCAAGUUCAACAUUCACUACAGGCAACGCUAACGGUGCUGAGUUUUCAUGUUGCGAUCUGCUGGUUGAAUCCACUUGCUGUACACUAAGUGCUUUGGGUUUUAAGAUGCCUCUUAUCAGUACGAAGCUACAUGUAUUGAACCCGGUAUGGAGAAAAAAGAAACCUCGUGACACUGAGCAACACGAAGAACCCGAACCAAAACCAGCAUUUAUCGUCCCAGAAACUCAAGAAAUUUGUACAUCUGCCGAGGAACUGCAGCGCAAAAUUACUAUAUAUAAUGAAAAUAUAUGGACUUGUCGUGUAACUGGGAAACCUAAUUUAACUUAUCGGGAAGCAUUGAAAACUGAAGCAACUGCUAUUCGGACACUAAAAAAGUGUUUCCCCAAGUUUUUUGAAAAAACCAUCCUUGAGCGCGUCCAUCUCAGUACUCUACCCCUGGAAUCCUUGGUACACAGCUGCUGGACCACCAUACAUGAACAAUUUCAUAUUGCGGAACCUGUGAAACUAAAAGUUGACUCUGUUUCGAAUACACCAAUACGCGGAAUAAUUGAUGAUAUAAUAAAAUCCCAAACUGUACCGACACCUGUUCCGGAUAACACUUCACCGAAUAAUAGUGACAAAGAAAAUGUGACUAAAAAGAAUUCUCCCAUCAAGAAAAACUACGCUUACAGUGUUAAAGUCCUUUCGGAUAUCCCUGUUGUUGUACAUGAUGUUCCAGCCUGUUCCAUUGACCGUAUCAACCGAGCACCUUCCAAAGACCAUAUCAAAAUGUUUAUUCGAAGUCAUGCUAUGCGUUAUGGACCAAACUUUACAGGUCCAUGGAUUGUAAAUGAGGAGCUUUUACGACGUCAUAAAAUACCUUUAAAAAGCCCCGGAUGUCAAGUUGAUAAAGUUAAGUUAAAACAAAUGUCCAAAGCCCUGGAGGAGGAAUACUUUGUACGCGUUAUGAACUCCCGACGUCAGUCUAACGGAGAAGGUACAUCAGAUGAUGUUACUUCAAGCACACCACUUAAUUUUAAACGUAUCAAACGCUUCUCUGUUCUACGUGAAGACAACACUCCCAAGAUGCUUGAAGAAAAUGAAGAUAACUUACCGCUAGCUCAGUUAAAAGAUCGUUCUCAAUCUAAACAAUCAUUGGAAGAUAGAAAGAAGAAAAUGAAACAGUCCACCUUAUUUCAAUUUGGCAAGAAAACUCCUACGAAAGAUGAAAUACCAGACAAGUCAGCAAUCAAUCGUCCUAAAAAGAAUACUAAUGAAAGAUGUGCAUUACCUCGAGUUGCUCAACAUCUCAUCAAAAUGUUUGGAGAAGAUCGUAAUAAUCCAGCCAUAGAAACUCAGAUAAGACUAUGUGCAAAAUUCAUAAAUGACGUAGAUAUUCUUAAGUUGCCUGUUGAAUUACGCGAUCCUGUGCGAUCAAAGAAAGAAGCGUUUGCGUUCAAAAAAAAGUUACUGACUAUGUCACCGACUCAACGAAAGCAAGCACUCCAAGAAAUGAAAGAAAAACAGAAGAUUGAACGUAUUCACGCUAAUAAAUUGCUUGAUGAUCAACAUCUUAUGACUGCUUUGCCUCAGUGCCCUCGUUUACCUGAACCUUCCAAACUUGAACUUCCUCCUAGUUUCAAUGAAUCUUUGUUUGGACGCCUGCUAGGAUUAACAGAAUUUUUCCAUGUCUUCCAUAGCUUACUUGUUGAAGGAUCUGUUGAUGAUACCGAGGUAGAGAAUCCAUCUGAAAAUAAUGUCCUAUCUGGCUUUUGUCGCCUUCCAGUCGAAUCUCUUGUAGCCGGGGUUGGUGAACCGGGUUAUUCUGAUGAUGAUGACGAUGGUAAUACUGAUGAAGAAGAGGAAGAAGCUGGAUUAACUGAAUCAAAUGCUCCACUUCCGAAAAUAUGUAUAAAGUCAUUGCGUCGUCUAGGAUUGAAACGAUUACUUAACGCUGUCACCACAAAUAAUCCAUCAGCCGGUGCCUAUCGAUCACUAGCACGUCCUUUAAGUGUCCUAUUACGCUUAGUCUUAAGAGAUGAACAAAUAGGUAAAAAACGGGAGUUGGGCUUGAAACUGGCUAAAUUCCCAGUUACACCGUAUACAGCUCCUGAGCUCCUUAGAUUGACUCUUUUAAACGAAAUCCCAUCAAAUCAUGCUAGAACAACUAUAUUGGAACAAUUACGAAAUCAUGAUACUCCAGUCACCGAUCCUAAUCCAUUUGACCAGAAUUCUGUGACACAACUUAUACACCACUUAUCCAACUCUGAUCUACAUGAACUGUUUCCAGAAAUACGUGUAAUAGCGUUGGAAUGGGCAGUGGAUAAAAUUUUCGAUCUUGAUCUUAUAGAUGAUCAUAUUAUGGCAUGUCAACGUCGUGCAGCUGAUGCUUGGCAAAGGAAAAUUCAGGUAUUACGUGAUAAAAACUUACGAAAAAAAGACAAAAAAGAUAAUGCAAAUGAAGCUAACAAAGCCACCAGUAAUAAUAAUAAUAGCAAUAAUAUAUCUACCAAUCAACUUGAUGAGUCGAAGUCUAAAGCAGACACUCCUACCGCUACUGCUGAUGAUAUCACAGAUUCUGAAAAUGACUUAGCAUCAAUUGUAAAACGCAGACGAAUUCUAGCUGCACGAGCAGCAAUAGAAAAGGAAGAAAAAGAAAAUCUGGAACGUCAACGCCGUCUGGAAAUGGCUCAAGAACAUGCUGAAGAACGUGCAAUUAAUACAGUUAGUCGACUUCAUGAUAUUCGGUCUACAGAAGCAAAAUGUGUUCUACGAAACAACCCUAUUGGUUAUGAUAGAUAUUAUCGUCGUGUUUGGUAUUUCCGUUGUUCUCCGGAUCGUUUGUUUUUGGAGGCUAAUUGGGCUUCUUCAAGUAUCAUGUAUUCGGUUGAUUCCUUUAGAAAAAAUGAAUCUGUCCCAAUUACCACUUUGAGUGAUGAAACAAUACCACAACCUGCUCAUGAUUUUGUAAAAAAUGGCACAUUGAACAGUGGAACUAUUUCAAGUUCCUGGAGUAAUUGGUAUUUUUAUGAUCGUCCUGAACAGUUAGAUGAAUUGUUAAAUUCAUUGCUAACUCGCGGUGUUCGAGAAAGUCAUUUAAAAAGUCAGUUAUUGGCAGAUGGAUUUCUGGAGUCACUUAAAAAAAGAUGGAGAAGUGGUCUCUCAAAUGAAUUGGUAAUUAAAGCUGACACGACGAAUGGUACUCCUAUAAAUGUAGAAAAACAUCCACCUCAUCAUAAACGUAAUCUUCCUGCUGGAGCCGCUUUGGCAGGAGCAUUGUUAAAAAAUAUUUUAGAUACCGAGGUUCGUCUGAGAUCCGGUGGUCUCGGUGGUGUACCAGAUUUUACAAAAUGGCAAGAGCGUUUAGCACAAAUCCAAGAAUCCUAUGGAAUCCAACAAGAAACUCUUAAUGUAAAUUUGUCUUCAAAACCAAAUCUGUCAGCUUUAUCCAGUCUAUGUGAAUUGCCAAAUAAAGCAGGACUUGCUAUUGCUCUUAUUGAAGUAGCUGAAAAUAUAAUACCUCGCUUUUUAAACGUUCCUGAUCUUUGCACCAAGUCAAAAUUCAACUCUAAUCAAAAUGGAACAAAUGAUUGUCAUGAUCUAAAAACUUCCUUUCCAGAUCAUGUACCAUUUUGUAGAUUUUCAUCUGGAGAAGAUUCAGACGCAUCUGAAAGUAAUGAUCGUUCACAGGAACUGGAGAAAGCUGUUUUAGACCCUGAAGCUCAUGAACUACGAACUCGUGCUUGGAUGACAGCUUGGCGUACUGAAGUUCAAAAUGCUCGUACACUGACCCGAUUAAAUCUCUUACAUGCAUGUCUGGAUGCAUGUGUUCGCUGGGAAAAGUCAGUGGAAGAUGCGCGCUGUCGUAUUUGUCGUCGGAAAACAGAUGAUGAUAAUUUACUACUUUGUGACGGUUGUAAUCUUGCUUUCCAUCUCUACUGUUUACGUCCACCAUUAAAACGUGUACCAACAGGUGAUUGGUUCUGCCCGACUUGUGGACCAGCCUCCCGUGCCCUUGAAAAGCGUAAGCGUGAAGAACGUUUAGCUCGGUCUGCAAGACGACGAAAACGUGCUUUGUCAUCUGAUGAUGAAGAACAAUUAAAUUCCGAUAAUAAUGAAGAAAGUAGUGGCGAAAGUGAAGCUACUCAAAAAAUCAAACGUCGAAAUCCCCGUUCAUUUCGAUCCAAAGGCGGUAAUGACUCAAGUGCGUUCAAUAUAAAACGUUCAAUUAGUCCAGCCAAUCGUAAUUCAGUUUCAUCUAGAAAUAUCAGACACGAUACAUCCUGUCUUGUUUGUUCAGAUUCAAUUGGUGAUUUGGUUCUAUGUUCCAACUGUCCCAAUGUAUUCCAUCUGGACUGUCAUGAUCCCCCAUUGCAUCAUAUUCCACGUGGAGAUGGUUGGCAGUGUUCAGUUUGCCGGUCGAAUAAAAAACGUUCUACUAUUACUUCUUAUUUUCAAAGCAGAGAUUAUCGUCGAAAAACUUAUCAAGCAAUUUUCAAGAAACGAGCUGUCAGUCCAGAUGAACGUAGCGAUGAUGAACUUUUAAAUAGUACAUCUUUUACUCGUUCAACACGAAGUAACAAUAGAUCUCGAAGGAAUAUCGCAAUGUCUGACACUGAUGAUGAACAACAAUCGAGUGAAGCAUCUUCAGAUGUAGAUAUCCGCUCUAAUAAUCAACGUCCAAUUUCCCGUCGACGUAGUGCUUCACGAUCAGCGUCUGCUCUUAGUUCACAACUAAAUAAAUAUCCAAAACGUAGACGACGACACUUGUCUGAUCAGGAGGAUACUUCAGAAACAGAACAAAUGGACGAAAAGUCUCAAUCUUUAUGUUCACACAUUCUUGAUGCUGUGUAUAAGCACAAACACUCAUGGCCGUUCAGAAAACCUGUUGAUAGAAGCCAGGUUCCCGAUUAUUAUGAAAUUAUCACAGAUCCUAUCGAUUUGUCCAUGAUGCGUGAUUGGCUUUCUGAAGGACGGUAUAACACGGAAACUACCAGCGCAGGACUGAAGAAACUAGUACAUGAUCUAGGUACUAUGUUUUAUAACGCCGAAUUAUAUAAUGCUGCUGACUCAGACGUUUGGUUAGCUGGAGAGCAGUUAGAAAAAUUCGUGAAGAAUCAGUUCGCUCAUAUAAACACAGAUGUUAUCUACUCUAGACCAGCACUUGGUGAUGCAUGA